GGGAGGUCUUAAUGGGGUUGCCGGGGUGCGGGCCAGAGAAAGCAGGGCUAGCUAAAAGGGGAGUGAGGCGCCCUCUGGAAACCAAAUCAAAUGGAAUGAGGUUUCUACCCGCCAAUCUCAUUCCUACUCUAUCCCUCUCCAAAACUUUCUCCACCGUCUCCUCGAUCGCUCCGACCAGCCUCGCCGCCCACUUCGCCCGCGCCGUCGAGCCCUCCUCCGUAGCCUCAUGGAACUCCGCCAUCGCCGACCUCGCCCGCGCCGGCGACUCCGCGGAAGCCCUCGCCGCCUUUGCCUCCAUGCGCCGCCUCCGCCUCCGUCCGGACCGGUCCUCUUUCCCCUGCGCCCUCAAGUCCGCCGCCGCCCUAUCUUCCCUUCGCUCCGGCCGCCAGCUUCACCUCCUCGCCUUCCGCCUCGGCCUCCACCCCGACCUCUUCGUUGCCUCCGCCCUCGUCGACAUGUACUCCAAGUGCCGCGAGCCUGUCGACGCUCGCCGCGCCUUCGACGAGACCCCCCACCGCAACGCCGUCCUCUGGACCGCCAUGAUUGUCGGCUACAUCUGGAAUGACGCCGCCCGCGAGGCAUUGUCUCUAUUCAAAGAAUUCCUGGCAAAGGAGGGAGCUUUAAGCUUGGACACUGUGGCAGCGGUGGCGGCGCUUUCAGCCUGUUCUCGUAUUUUGGAUAGGAAGGCCACAGGAGGGGUUCACGGGCUUGCAGUGAAGGUGGGGCUCGACAUGGAUGUCGGGGUGGGGAAUACUUUGAUGGACGCCUAUGCAAAAGGUGGUAAUUUGGAGGUGGGCCGGAAGGUGUUCGAUGGAAUGGCUGAGAGGGACGUGGUGUCAUGGAACUCUAUGAUUGCUUUGUAUGCUCAGAAUGGGCUCUCAGCAGAAGCACUGGAAUUGUACUGUAAGAUGUUGAGUGAUGGAGGUGUUAGGUAUAGUGCAGUUACGCUGUCAGCAGUGUUAUUGGCUUGUGCGCAUGCUGGGGCACUGCAGAUUGGGAAGUGCAUUCAUGAUCAGGUGGUAAGGAUUGGUUUGGAGGAAGAUGUGUAUGUUGGCACAUCAGUAGUUGACAUGUAUUGCAAGUGUGGGAGAGUAGAGAUAGCAAGGAAAGCCUUUAACCGCAUGAAGGAAAGGAAUAUCCUCUCAUGGUCUGCCAUGGUUGCAGGUUAUGGCAUGCAUGGCCAUGGCCGAGAAGCUCUUGAGGUUUUCUAUGAGAUGAGGGGAUCUGGAGUGAAGCCAAAUCAUAUCACCUUUGUAUCUGUCCUAGCAGCUUGCAGCCAUGCAGGGCUUGUGGAUGAUGGCAGGUGUUGGUUUCAUGCCAUGAAGAAAGAAUUUGGUAUUCACCCUGGGGUGGAGCAUUAUGGAUGCAUCGUGGAUCUCCUUGGUCGUGCUGGUUGUCUUGAUGAGGCCUAUGGUUUGAUUAAGGAAAUGACAAUCAAACCUGAUUUCGUGGUCUGGGGUGCUCUUCUCAGCGCAUGUAGGAUUCAUAAAAAUGUUGAGCUAGGAGAGAUUUCUGCAAAGAAAUUGUUUGAACUGGAUCCGAAGAACUGUGGAUACUAUGUGUUGCUUUCAAAUAUAUAUGCAGAUGCUGGAAGGUGGGAUGAUGUCCAGAAGAUGAGGGUUUUAAUGAAGAACAGAGGACUGGUAAAGCCUCCAGGGUACAGUUUAGUUGAGCUCAAGGGUAGGACUCAUGUAUUCUUGGUUGGGGACAAGAAGCAUCCCCAGCAGAGUGAUAUCUAUAGAUAUUUGGAAAAGCUAACCGUUAGGAUGCAGGAAGCCGGCUAUGUCCCAGAUACAGGAUCUGUUCUCCAUGAUGUAGAACAAGAAGAGAAAGAGUCAGUUUUACGUGUUCAUAGUGAGAAGCUUGCUGUGGCUUUUGCAAUCAUGAACACAGCUCCUGGAACAACAGUCCAGGUAAUCAAGAACCUCAGAGUGUGUGGGGACUGCCACCAAGCAAUCAAGUUGAUUGCCAAGCUUGUGGAUCGGGAGAUUAUUGUCAGAGAUUCCCAUCGUUUUCAUCAUUUCAAGAACGGCUUCUGUUCUUGUGGUGAUUAUUGGUGAUGAUAUAUGAUGAGAAGAUAUUAAGACUGCAACUCUCAUGCACUGCUGCCAGGAAAUAAAUACAAUCAGGGGUUGCUACACAAAACUUUCAGCAAAAGAAGUUGACAACAUGCAAUUAAGGUCCUAUUUAUAAAGAGAUGGGCAUUUUUCCAGUGAGCAUUCUUAUAUUGCUAACAGAAGCAUUAACUUAAUUCCUUCUAUAGUUAUUUGAGAGUGGGAUUUUUUCACAUGUUUAAUUCUUUGACUGAUAAAGUAGAAGCCUGGGGCCCAGAUGACGUGUACCAUUUAUAAAUAUUAAUAGAGAGAAGGUUAUCAUGGUCAAUUCAAGCCUGCAGGUUUAAAUUUACCCCUGCCUUCCUCCAAUGUUACGUUUACAGUAGUAUUUUUUUAACUGAAACGUAAUAUUGUAUUUCCUGAAACCCAUGCCGGAUAACAAUCACAACCAUUGGAAAAUUUUCUGUUCGGAGCUUUUAUCUUCUUCUGAUGCACGGCGGGAUAGUCUCGCAAAUUGGUCUUAUAGUUUGGAAGCUACCUAUAU
Messenger RNA from Elaeis guineensis (African oil palm), 2598 nucleotides. Its product is annotated as pentatricopeptide repeat-containing protein At3g26782, mitochondrial. Gene Ontology annotation, molecular function: protein binding; zinc ion binding; RNA binding. Gene Ontology annotation, biological process: RNA modification. Lineage: Eukaryota; Viridiplantae; Streptophyta; Magnoliopsida; Arecales; Arecaceae. The record is from RefSeq and is a predicted model, not a curated record.